Aspergillus oryzae RIB40 is the source of this 1461-nucleotide messenger RNA. RefSeq names its product fungal specific transcription factor domain-containing protein. The record is from RefSeq and is a predicted model, not a curated record. Gene Ontology annotation, biological process: DNA-templated transcription. Gene Ontology annotation, molecular function: DNA binding; zinc ion binding. The transcript has 3 exons. Gene Ontology annotation, cellular component: nucleus. NCBI's taxonomy places the organism in Eukaryota, Fungi, Ascomycota, Eurotiomycetes, Eurotiales, Aspergillaceae. The coding region runs from base 1 to 1461 and encodes 486 amino acids.
AUGAAAUUCAUCUUCCCAACUCUUCCUAUCAUCUCUAGGUCACUAUUCGGUCUUACCUCUACUCGUAUCACACCCGAUCAACAUGUUCUUAACAACAUGCCGGUCCAUCUUCUGGCCGCCAUAUACGCUUCAGCACAACCCUUUGCCAAGUUUGACGAGUAUCUAUCAGUUCUCAACGCUUAUUCAACGCCGCCAACUGAGCAGCUCUGGCGCAUAGUGUGGGAGAUUCUCCUACAAGAAAUACACACCCCUCACUUAGCAUCCCUGCAAGCGGGACUUCUUUAUUUGCACAAAGCACCCGAAAAGAGUCAAAGUGCUGUUGCAGACAGCGCAUCUGUAUGGUCUUUUGUGGGAUUGCUCGUCGGACUCGCUACAUCGCUCGGUCUUCAACUGGAAUGUGGGCCAAUGGGCCUUCCGGCCUGGGAGCGGAGACUGCGGAGAAGACUGUGGUGGGCGAUUUAUGCCGAGGACAAAUGGAGAAGCCUCCUGAUGGGUCGGCCCCCUUAUAUCAGAAAUGAUGAGUGGGAUGUAACAGAGCUCGACGACAAAGACUUCCACAUUGAUGAAGCCCCCCUGGCACAAGAUGUACUGCAAGCGCAGCAAUUCCAAUGUUUUGCCCGUCUGUCUCGAAUAGCAGACGAGGUGCAGCACGACCUUUACGCUCUGCGGUCCGCACAACGCUUAUCAUCGAAUUUCUCGGAAUCUCUCAAAACCGCUCGUCCACUUCUUCAAAGGCUGAGGGAAUGGUACGUCCACUUACCAGCACCGCUCAGACUGCAUGAUAGGCUUUUCGCAUCCAUCGACGGGACAGGUCCACAAUUAACCUGUCUUCAUUUUGCUUAUACGCUGUUGGAAGUGUUCAUCUUCCGCGCUCUUCUGCGACCUAUAGUCCGAUCAGCUACUCCUCCACCCUUAUUCGAAGAGACAGAAGCCUCAACCAACUUCACCACAGCCCUCGAUGAUUACAUCUUUCAUAUCAUGGAUCCUGACGAAAUCGAACCAAGCCCGGCAAUAGACCUGUCAAACGAGAACGGUGUGGGUUGCGCUGUUCUCAAAGCGGCCGAGAACUGCGCAGCGAAGAUGCUCCGAUUGGUGAUGAGGAUGGCAUAUAGUGACUUGGCCGGGUAUUGGUUCUCAUGUAUGUGUCUUCUGACUCCUCAUUGUUCUAUGAGCAGACAUUGUCUAACAUGCUAUCUGUUCCCAGGGUCUCGGAUCGGCUUUGCGACUGUUUCCAGCUUCAUGUUACUUUUACUUGUGCAAGCACCAUCCAAAGAUCAUGCCAUUAGGGCCAGACGAUUAGUGCACAUGUGGCGACAGGCCUUGCGAAGGCAGAGCGAGGGUUCUUCGUUGAUGAACCUGGCUCUGGUACGGUUGGAUGGAAUCUACUGGACCGGACUGUGCCGGAAUUAUUACCUUUCAAAGCAUGUCAAGGAAGCGCUUGAUGAGACCGUGUACCAGUAA